CACCGACCGAGUGGCGACUGCUGAACGGAGCGAGGCGCAAAGCACGCGGCGGGGGAAGAGACUCUCUCGGUCUCUGUCUCUCUCUGUCUCUCUCUCUCUGUGUCUCUGUGUCUCUGUCUGUGUCUCUCUCACUCUGUCUGUCUGUCUCUCUGUCGAUAGACGGGGAACACACGAAGAUCGAUUUGCGUGUGACUCGUAGCGCAUUGCAGACGGGGGGCGUCUGGUAGCGAGUUCAGUGUCCCGUCUGCUGUAGAUAGACACAGAGUGGUGGUGGUGCUGGUUGUGGUCGGUGGAACGACGGCUUGCAACAACAACAACAACCACAACGAUGAGGACGACAAGCUAAACCAAACAAGUCAUCAUCGUCGUUGUUGUUGUUUCGUUCCGUGUCCGUCCAACCUCGACCGUCUUCGCCGUGCGGAGGAGCGCGCCAGAGGCGAAGCUGUAGCGGAGAAAUGCGGCACAAAAGGAGCUGCUGCUGCUGUGGGGAAGCACGCAGAGCGUCCACAACGCUCGUCGUGUAGCCUGAAUCUCCCCACCCCCUGCCCGCCUCGCCGCUUUCUAGCCACCUAAAUCAAAGACAGAGCUCAGGACGCGCGCCCGCGCGAUCCCAGCCAUGGAUAUAAAAGCGAAGAACCUGGAUGUUACGACGUACCUCCUGGACGCCGAGGGCAACUUCAUGGAGGACACGCCGAGGCCCCCGGUGCCGGGCGAGGAGGACCAAGUGGACGUGAGCAAGGCCGCGGCCCGCGCUGGCCAGAACCAGAGCCCUUACGUGGCCAAGGGGGAUGCCUUGAAGGGCGAGGCGACCACCGCCACGCCACGCAGGGCCGACUAUGACCUGGGUUACGAGCCCGAGGGCAGCGCGUCGCCCACGCCGCCGUAUGUGCGCUGGGGCGAGUCGCUGCAUUCGCUUCUGGACGACCGCGACGGCACGCACCUCUUCCGCACCUUCCUGGAGCAGGAGGAGCUGCCCGACAUGCUGGACUUCUGGUUCGCAUGCAACGGCUUCCGCAACCUGCUCGCCAAUAAGAUGGGCAAGGCGGCGCGCCUCAUCUACAAGCGCUACGUGAGCGACACGGCCGGCGUGGUGGCGGCGCACUUGAAGGCCGCCACGCGUGCGUACGUGCGCGACUGCGUGCUGGCGCGCGGCGUGGCGGACCCCACCGUCUUUGACCAGGCCCAGCUCGAAAUCCAGCAGCAGAUGGAGGAGAACAGCUACCCGGCAUUCCUCAAGUCCGAACUCUACCUGGAGUAUGCCCGUGCUGCCGGCUGCUGUGGUGAGGCCAGCCCCGGACAGCAGCUGCAGCAACAGCAGUUGCAGCAGCAGAAGGGCGGCGAGCAGGGUUCCGGCUCGGGCUCCGGGUCGUGCAGCGCGGGCAUGCCCGUCGGAUACCUUCCCACCCUCAACGAGGAUGAAGAGUGGCGGGGCGCCGAGGCCGGGCUGCUCCUGAUGGGCGAGCCCUUCGACGCGUUGGCGCUUGCCAGCGAGCUGGGAAACAAGCUACUGAUGGCCACCUGGGAGCCCGAGAAUGACGCCAAAGAGUACUACCCGACCUUGCAGUCCAAGCCCGUGCCGCCGUACCACGUGAACGCCGGCCACACCUGCGCGCCGGCCACAAGCGCCAACGACAGCGAGCAGAGCAUAUCGAGCGACGCCAUGACGGACGACAGCAUGUCCAUGACCGACAGUAGCGUAGAUGGGAUUCCUCCGUACCGCUUCAAGAAGCAGCAGCGGAGGGAGAUGCACCGGAGCAUCCGGGCGAAUGGACGGGUGGCCCUACCACACUUCCCUAGGACAAGUCGCCUGCCCAAGGAGAUGGGACCCGUGGAUCCGAAGAAGUUUGCGGCCGACCUGAUCUCGCGCCUCGAGCUGGUGAAACGGGAGCGCGACGCCCAGGAGGGCUUGGAGGAGCGGCUCCAGAGGCUGCGCGAGGAGGAGGAGAGCCUGACGGCCGACGUCUCGGCGAUGAGUGGCUGCGGCGGUCGCGAGCUGCUGCUUCCGCUCUCGCACCAGCUGCACCCCUUCGCGCUGCUCAUGCGCGCCGGUGGCGUCGGCGGCGGCGGCGGCGCGGACGCGGUGGUGGCCGUGACGGCGGUCGCCCCCGAGGACGACCCCGAGUCGAUCCUGGACGAGCACGUGUCACGCGUGAUGGGCACGCCCGGCCAGCGCUCGCCGCUGCGGGGCCGUUCGCCCGAGCGCCGGCUCGUGCCCCGGCUGCAGUCCGUGUUCGGCACGCCGCUCCUCCCGGCGCUGAACCCGCAGCAGCAGCACCAGCAGCUCGCGCUGCAGGGACAGCUGGCGCCGGCGACGUCUCUUGCGGCGCCGGCCGCGGUCGGGUGUGGACGGCCGGGUCACAAGACCCACGUGCAAGUGCACCAUCACCACGUGCACCACCACGGGCCCGAGGGCGACGCGGCCGCCCCCCAGAGGCCUCCGUACGCGUUCGCUGGCGCGGCCGCGGAACCCUACGGUGGCGUGCGGACGAGCGGGCCCGACGCGUACGGCAGUGGCAAAGGCAUUCCGGCGGAAGAGGCUGACCGUGCACGGCUCAUCUGGAAGUGGAUGAUGGAGGGCGAAAGGGAGAGUGGCAAACACCACAAGUCCCCGCACAGUGGCGUCGUGGGGAAGAAGGCCCCUGUGUGCGACACGUCACGGGGGAGCUCGUCUGAGCGCGUGUGGGGUGGCGGUGGCGGAGUUGGCGGCGGCGGCUGCGGUGGCGCCGGCGGCACCGGUGGCGCCGUCGGUCACGGCACUGGCCCCCCCUACGCGCGCCGUGCCGUGCAACCCUCCCACCCGUUCCUGCAGGACCCGGCCAUGCCGCCUCUGCCAGCGCCGAACACCACCGUGCAACUCGAGGAGGCCAAGCGGCGCCUGGAAGAGGAGUGGCGCGCUGGGCGCACGCAUGCCGGCAAGCAGAGGUACGCGCAGGAAGUGAUGCAACGCGGCAGGAGCAUGGGGCGACCGGGCGCUGUUCCCGUGCCGAGCAUGGUGCCUGCCGUCUCGGACAUGGACCUCUCGCAGUCCCCGCAAGACCGCAAGCCGGUGAAGAAGGCCGCGGGGUCGGCGUGCACGGCGCCGGAGGGUGGCGGCGGCGGUGGCACCAGCGGCAGCAGCAUCGUGGUGGCGUACUACUUCUGCGGAGAGCCCAUCCCCUACCGCACGACGGUGAAGGGGCGCGUUCUCUCGCUCGGCCAGUUCAAGGAGCUCCUCACCAAGAAGGGCAACUACAGGUAUUACUUCAAAAAAGCAAGCGACGAGUUCGAGUGCGGAGUCGUCUUCGAGGAGGUGCGGGAGGACAGCGCCGUUCUUCCCGUCUUCGAGGAGAAGAUCAUCGGCAAGGUGGAGAAGGUCGACUAGAGAAAAAAAAAAAGCGCCCCCGGCGGCACGGAGCCCCCCCGCGGGGGGUGGGGGUGGUGGGAGGAGUGGCAGGCCCAUGACCGCGGGUCCAUCCGUCCCACACCAGCGUCCGUCCGGCCGAGAGGAACGAACGUGGACGCGAUACAGUUUGCCCCUUCUCCCCCUCCUCGUCCGUGCCCGUGUGCACCCCCACGCCCCCCCUGAGAGACGACCGGCGGUUUUCUCCGCUCGCGGUCGCGUUGAUGGGUGGGCGGCGGCGGCGGCGACGGCGACGGCGACGACGUCGUAGGCGAGGAGACUUCUCUCGUAGAGGUUCCGUCUCAAGUUUCCGCUGUUUGCUGCUCAAGACGAAAGCGAGAGGCGCCGGAACGCUGGAAGACGGCGGUACAUUUUGUUUUCGAGAAAGACGUUUGCGGAACGGAACAUCUGUGACUUGGGAGGAGGGGGUGGGGGGUGUGGAGAAGGAAGAAGAUGUAAAAAUAAAAUGCUCCCUCUGCUGCUAAAUACGACUGGGAUGACCGAGGAAGAUUAACGUGUUUUUGAAACUAAUGUCCACCACACUGCAAAGGGCACAUUGGCCAACGGGCCGUGGAGGACAAACAAAGGUUGAGCUUAAUUUAAUGACAUUCUCAAGAAGAGAGGCAAUACGGUGCUUGUUUUAAGGCUUCCUUUUCAGUAUCUGCCGUUGCAUCGGUGCGUAAAGUUUGAGACUGUUAUGCAAAAAUGGAUCAAAACUGUAUGAGACAUUGUGCGUGCGCGCGCGUGUGUGUGUGGCGCGUGUGGGAGAAAAUGUUUAAACACGAUGUUUUGUUUUUUUAAGCAUGUGAAAUGAGAAACUGUUUACAUAAGCUGUGUAAGCUUUUAUCGGAUGAUAAUAUGGGGUUAAACCGAACACUGACUAACAGGGUUUGAUUCAACUAAACCUGUACAGGCUUGAUGUUUAUUGUUAUAUUUUUUAUUAUUUUUCUUUCAUGUGUGUGACUGCCAGAUUCGUUGUUUUUAUUUGUUUGUCAUAGAUGUGAAAGUCAGUGUGGUGUUCCUAGAGUAAAAAUAUACUUUAUCCGGCCCUCUGUACAUUUAGUCUUCGAAUUUUUAAGCCGUUAAAUGCCGAUUAUGUUUUAAUUACACUGGAUUGUGUGCGGCUUUGCCUGCUUUAGGCAUUGCCGUAAACUGGCUAUUUAACCGGGGUAAUCUCUGGUCAUUCAGUUGCACGUGAAAUAAUUUUCAUUUUUUUUUGUGGCAGCCGCGUCUCGUAGGACCCCUUCCUCUGGCCAUUUGUAAGCAAGCUCUUUAAACGGAAACAAAUUUGAGAUUCGCCGCAUAAUUGGUAAAUACGUGUGCGUGAAGAGUUAAAUUAAUUAAUUGGGCGGGGCCCCGGGGGAGCGAGGGGGGGGCCGGGGGGUAAUAUUUAACUCUGAAGCUGGUUCAUGUUGCAGCCGAUUGGCCACCGAGAGGGCCGAGUCGGGAACUGCAUCGUUCUGAGCGGCAUUUAAAACCUUUGCGGUGUCGUGCCCGUAGCCGCGCCAGGCAGCAGCGGUAGCCUCGGAAGGCUGCAUGCGUCUCGAGCCACAAGAUUGAUUUCAAAGAGAGCAGUGAAAGCACCACCCCCCCACUCUCCCGUCUGCCUGCAUCUUCUCUCUUGCUUGUUCUCGCUGGGUCCAUCACGGCUGUUUGUGUGUCUGCAAAUGGCUGACCCCACUGACACAUGUACUGUGUGGUUCCGGCGAGUACCUCGUUGUGUCCAUCGCCUUCGUGAGCCGAGGGCUUCUUUGAGUUGACGCGCCCGCCGCCUGCCGCGCCUUUUAUUUUUCAAGUUGGCCAGUUUCCGCGUUUGCGAUGCAACGCGAACCCACAAGCCCAUCGUAAGUGGCUCGCCACACAAAUUCCUGUAAUGGCACAACUGUCACCACCCAAUAGCCAUGAUCAUUCCACUGCUGAAUGAAGGUUACCCCACGCGGUUGCCAUUCUUCAUGAUCUUGCGAUGCCAUUCUUCAUGAUCUUGCGAUGCCAUUGUCUAUCUCACUUCUGAGCAUUGGCUCGUAUCAUUGCUCCCAUCUUUUUGUCAAUGUCCCAAGUUGAUCCAUGUCAGAGCAGGAAAUAUGCAUAUAUUGAAAACUUUCCUCUGAAGAUGAAUCGGAAUGUUGCUACUCAUCGUCGGGUUUACACAAAGCACUCCAGCCUGCUGUUGCUUGCCAUUUUAUUCCAUCAAAUUAAUUCAAUACUAUAGAAGGGUAAAAAACCAAUUAUCAUAAUUUUUACUGGCAAAUGAGGUUCCCAUAGUGUAGAUGCUUGCCCCGAGCUCUCAUACUCUGAUGGUGCAUUGUCUUUGAGUUGUGCGCCUUUUGGCGUCAUCUGGUCCAACCCAUGUGAGACUAGGCUCUAAGGAAAGCUGUCUCGGGUGUGGACCAAUCAACUUCAAUGACAGUGCACAUUAUCAGAGUUAUGUCUUUUGUUUGUAUUAUGACUGCAGGCAUUGCGGUCUAUGCAAACAUGACUCCUUGUAAAAAGGUGUCAGUUUUGUUGCCAGAUAGAAGGGUAAAAAAACAAUUGUCAUAUUUUUACUGGCAAAUGAGGUUCCCAUAGUACUAUACUCAAAUCAAAUUCCAAUAUGCCCAGCUUUUCUACACAACGGGAAUGCAUUUGUUUCAUAAUUUUUUUUUAAAGUUUGAAUCAAAAUGUGCAACGCUUGAACAGGCUGCUCGGGGCGAGACGGCGUGGAAUACGCAGAAGCAUGAAGCAAGAGAGAUGUGGUCUCGCAGAGGGGGCCCGCACACGACAACAACGGACGAUACUUUCCCAAAAGUGGAUCGGAAAAAUAAAUUGACAAACCCAGAAUUUGCUGACCACACGGCCACGAUACACACCCAGUGCAAAUCAAUUACAGGAAGCAGUUGAACAACUUUCAGACACAACCGUGUAAUCCAUUUGGAAGAAUCGGUCCGUUCCCUACACACGAGUAGGGUUCGACAGACGUAAUGACCGUACUAGAGCCCUGUGCUUGACUUGUCACAGUGCCCGAAAAUAUUGAACGCUGACCAUGUUAGCGCCGAAAAGCGAAUUCGCAAUGAUUUUAAGCUCUUGUUUGUACAAAGUCUACGCUUGCGUGUGUGCGUGCGUACGUGUGUGUGUGUGUACAUCAUUUUAAACGGCCACGUACUUUCUGCAAAGUAAAAUGACGCUGAAGCAGCAGCCAGGAAUACUGUCGUGUGAGCUAAGUUAUUUUUGUUGUGUAUAUCCAAUGUACAGCGCCGCCAUUUCACACGCAUUGUACAGAAUGUGUUGAGGCAGCUAUAGCUACUUUUUGGACUGCGUGUUGUUUGCAACAUGGCAGUGUUUCCAUUAUGUAUUGUUUUGCUAGGAUUUUUCAGCCACUACUUAAGACGAUAGAAAAAAAUCGCAAAUUGCCCUCUGCCACCCCUUAUUGUACAUGUGUGUAUAGAUGACUUGUAAUUUAAGACGCUAUGUGGAAUCGAUGCAUUGUGUAAAUGAUUUUUUUGUAUCACUGAAAAGUGCAACUCCCCCCACUCCACCCCCACCUCUCUCUCUCACCAGUAAUGUAAAUGCAGUAUUUCUUGCUCAUACUCAUGAUUCAAUAAAUUAUUAAACGGUUUUAAACUAAUUUAAGGCGCCACCGGUAGCGAUUGGCAAAGCUAAGUUUUAAAACUGCGUUGCCACGAAUGGACUUAUUUCGUGAAGCCGGUGUAACUGCUCCUACUUAAUGCGGAUUCUGGAUCUUUAUCUUUCUCUCACAAUUACGCCCCGGAGUGAAUUGCCCCAAUAAUGUUUCAUUAACAGCCACAGCACAUGUGUUUGAAAUUGGGUUAAUCGAGUAAAUUAAUAAUGCAUCGUCGUCAUCAUCGGAAAAAUUAGGCCCAGUUAAAUUGCGUCCAUGGUGAUAUGGGUGCUAAAAAUUUGCCUCGCAUUUUUUUCCGGUAACAAUGGGACGUAAAGUUGCUUCUACUCCAUUGCUUCGCCUGAUGUUGACAUUCAGUGUGACGCAACUGGCAAUCGAAGCUCGCCGUCUCGUGAAUGAAUUUCAUAAUUGGCAAUUCGGUGAGCAUUUGCGCCACGUUAAGAUGCUGCUGCUGCUCGCAUGCUGAACAAACGGUGGGAGAGGAGGGGGGUGCAGUUCACGUGGUCACCUCGCUGAGCGUGACAUUGGUGGUGAAAGGGGUCUUAUACUCAUGGAGUGAAUUACGGUAAACGGUAGACCCGAUUCCAAUACAUUAACAUUGACCAAAACAACGGUCAUUAAGACCCUUUUAAAAAAAACAACAGCAACACAUUGACAUUUAUUGGACGUACAAAAAAUGUUAUCCACUUAAUAAAAGAAAACGCUGCGAUGCAGUGCAGUUGGAAUCGUUAACAAAAUCGAGGGCUCGUGUAAAACGUUACAUUGGCGGCGCAAAGCAGGAUGUCUUGUUCAAAGGUUCGCUGUGUAUUCGUUGACAUUCUGUACACGGGUGGCCCAAGUGCGUAACGUUGGGCAUUUAAAGCCCUCUCUUGAAGUCCCCUCUGUGCGUUUGAAGAACGCCGCCUUUCGCUUGUUCGGGGGUGGGGGGGGGGCAGAACAUCAGACUGGGUUUGAGACCACAUUUUUGUUUGGUUUCAGACCCUAAAGUUGUACCUUUUAUUUCGGUAUAUUUGGAUCAUGUACAUUUAUUAAUAUUGUUCAUUUCACCAUUUGACUCCCCCCUGCCCCCUGCCCCCAAUGUGUAAGGUACAGUAAAGCUGUAUGUGUAAAGAUGUAGCAUUCUAUAAAAUAAAUAUUAUUUUUCCGAGUAAAUGA
Molecule: messenger RNA, 8150 nt
Organism: Lethenteron reissneri (Far Eastern brook lamprey)
Lineage: Eukaryota; Metazoa; Chordata; Hyperoartia; Petromyzontiformes; Petromyzontidae
Product: axin-1-like
Biological process (GO): positive regulation of protein kinase activity; negative regulation of canonical Wnt signaling pathway; positive regulation of proteasomal ubiquitin-dependent protein catabolic process
Cellular component (GO): beta-catenin destruction complex; plasma membrane; nucleus
Molecular function (GO): protein kinase binding; I-SMAD binding; molecular adaptor activity
Source: RefSeq, a predicted model, not a curated record